Messenger RNA from Oryzias latipes (Japanese medaka), 826 nucleotides. It is a transcript of the gene timm8a, whose product is annotated as translocase of inner mitochondrial membrane 8 homolog A (yeast). Lineage: Eukaryota; Metazoa; Chordata; Actinopteri; Beloniformes; Adrianichthyidae. The record is from RefSeq and is a predicted model, not a curated record.
UGUGAUUGGCUGAAUCACUUCCGGCUUCCCGUCGUUCAUUCACACACGUGAAGGUCAGCAAACUCGGCAACAUAUUUCUAUAAUUAAUAUAAAGAAUAGAGCUACAACAACAUAUUUGAAGAAACUAUGGACGGGCAAGGAGCAACCGCUGACCCUCAGCUUCAACAUUUCAUCGAAAUCGAGUCUCAGAAGCAGAGGUUUCAGCAGCUUGUGCAUCAAAUGACGGAGGUUUGCUGGGAAAAGUGCAUGGACAAACCUGGGCCCAAACUAGACUCCAGGACGGAAUCGUGUUUUGUGAACUGCGUGGAGCGAUUCAUAGACACCAGCCAGUUUAUUCUCAACAGAUUGGAACAGACUCAGAGGGGCAAGGGCGGGUUCUCGGACAGCAUGUUAGAAUAAAAUGUGUCGCUGAAAGGACGAGGAGGUUCACGCACAUCUGCAGCUUCUGAGUGAAGCUGUUGACCCUGAUGGAUCUCACAACUAAGAAAGAAGGAGAACUUUAGGGUUUAUUUCUGUCAAAAGUGCCUGAGACUAACACCAAGCAUGGAGUCGUACAUAAAUGUAGUGUUGUCCUCUGCUGGUAUGGAAGUAUUGCUUGGACUGGGGUGUCCUGGCAGCUGUGUCAGCUGAAGAAUUCAAGUAAAGUAACAGUUCGAGCUAUGUUGUUACUAUCCACUGGCAGAGGGACACAUCUGGGAACUUUUGGAUAUCGAGGACUUUACCACAAACCAGGACUCCUUCACGGGUUGACCGAACCGUGUGCACACACCCUGAAGGAUCUGAGCUGUACAUGCAAUAAAGAAAUGUCUGUCCAUCCACCAGAAAA